AUGCAGGCCAGUGCUCCGCCUGCGUCUGUGGCGGACCGUCGCGACUCCGCGAAGGUCUCGGACGACAUCAGGUCAAGCCCCGCCUCGAUCACCAAUGGGCCUGAUCGUCCACCAACCCAAGGUCCGCAGGGCCGCCAGGGCCACCAGAAAAUUGUCUUCACCGAUCCUGUUGCACUGCGAUAUCUCGAAGAGGACCCCUCCACCGACGUCCUGCACCGUCGCACUACCCUCCAGGGCUACGAGAUCUACAUCGUCGAACAAUGGGCCUGCUCGCGCAUCCAUCCGACCUUUGUUAUUGCAACCUAUACUGGUGACACCUCUCAUACCGUAAUCGUGGGCGUUCUCAGCGUGCCGACCGAGGAAUCAACAUGGUCCCCGCGCCUGCGGCUGUACUUUAAUGCGGUCAAGCAAUAUGGCGCACGACGGAAGGAGACACCUGUGGGGAUUGUCAUGGUCACUGACUUGGGCUCAUUCCCGUCGGCCCUCACGGUGAUCCCGGUUCCUGAAGGCGACAUCAAGAAACACCGAGAAGACUUCAUCGUAAACGAAAAUCUAAAACGGCUCGGCUGCGCGGGUCGUGCGGGUCUGAAGCUGCAGCCUCCCCUGCCAGCAACAGAGGCUAAGUUCCAUCAACUAUACCGGGCCAGUGAGCGCAUCCCUCUCUACAACGCAGUUAUCGAACUCGUCAAGCAGUGUCAAAUCGCACUGAUGGUGUUUGACAAACUGGCGCCCGAGUACGUGGAUGGUUUGUUAUGUGAUGUAACAGAAGCAUCUAUCAGCGAUUGGUGGACCGAUAUUGGGACCGAGCUAUAUAAUAUCGAACCCAGCGAUGGUGCUCUGGGCCCCACGAGCGUGGCUGCCCUGUUGGGAACUCUCUUGGGAGCUCGGAAUCGGCUCCACGCCUAUGGUGCCCCUGUGGGAAAAGAUGCGUUUGAUAUCGAUAAUUUGAAGAGAGGUAUUGGUGGAUUCCAAAAGUCUCAAAAGAUGACGCGAUCCAGAAGACUGGACCGACAAACGUUGGACAAGCUACACCGUGCCACGGCCAAGGCGGCGAACUCGGAAGGCUGGACCGAUGCCGUCAAAUCCACCAUGGCGGAGCUCAGCGGCCAAGGUGGGGAGAUGGUCAUGGGAAUGGUUCGUGGACGAGAGAAAGGCGGUAUUGCAGACAUUGAGACUCUUGAUCUCGACAAUUUCGUUCAGUGCUGCUAUGGGUCAAGGGCAAAAUACCUUUGGCUGGGAAAACCCCGCAAAAGCGGCCUCGAUAAUGGGUUCACCCGGGGACCCGGAACAGACAUGAUGUUCACGACAGACGAUCAGGGCCGUUAUGUCUGGACGAGUCGGAGGAAACACUCGACCGAGGAUUUGCAUACCGAGCGUGUAUCGUCUAGCCUUGAUCGGCCAUGGAAGGAGCCCGAAUCGAUACCCGCGGAAGAAAGAGAUCAUCGAAAAAAAGGCGUUAGUGGCAGAGUAUCAGACGCCAGGGCUGGCCUUGGACGGUUUAAGGAUGCCGUUGGGUUGCCCGGGCUUCGCUCACACCAUCACAAACAAAUACCCCGAGAAGCCGCGGGCUUGACCCAUGACGCUGCAUAUCAACCGCAACUUGACAGCGAUACUGAGGUCUCGGCCUCCAAAACUAAACCGGGCUCGAGUCUACCAUCAGAAACCAAACUGGGAGAUGAAUUUGGAACUCAACCAGAAGAUGAGCAAAAUGCCCAAGCACCCGGCACGAUCGACACUGCCGCGGAGCUUAAGCCGCCUGAAAUCCACAUCGAGACUGCACCACCAGCAGCCAGACCAGAAGAGCAAUCGGAACAGGCCGAUAAAGUUUCAGACCUGCAGCGCAUUCCAACCGUGGAGGAAGAGGAGUCAGAUAUCGAGCGUACAAGGACUCGAUCUACUGCGGCAUCAAGUGAGCGAGACAGAGACGAACCAGCGGCCGGUUUGGCUUUGAUGGCCCUCCGCCGGGCUCAGAGCUGUGAAGAAAUUCGCAACAUAGAGAAUGACAGUGCUCGGCGAGACAAUUCUUGCCCGCGACAUCUGUCUUUCAGCAAUGUCGAAGAAGUGGUACUCACCUGGGACCUGCCGGGCGGCCAACCGACGGUCAAAGACACCAGCGAUCUUGUGGAGGCCAUUGAGCAAGAAGACAUGCUCGCCUCUGAUGCCCGUAUCUUUACAUCUCGCAUCCUAGACUUGACCGAGAACACCGUGCCCUGGGUGGAGCGCCAGGUAGGCUCUGUCGACGGCCUCAACCAAAUCAUAUAUGAUCGCCAUGAAGAACUUAACGCCGUGUACCUGGAACGCUUCGGCGAUUACCAGCGGCUGCGGGAACGAUCUAGCGAUCUUCUGAGCGAUGAGCACGCGCAUCUCACAGACAGCGUGAGGCGAGUCGAGCUGUUGGGUGCCAAACUGGAUUACGAGUUGCACGUCCUCGAAUCAAAGGUGGAGGACAUGGAGGAAGGCGUGACGGAUUUUGAGCGACACAUAAUCAAUCUGGAAUCCCGUGUCAAAGGUCUCCUGCAAGGCGAAGAAGAGCAAAGUGUGUCACGGGUGACGUGGCUACGUCGGUCGAUGGGAUUCCCGGCGCAAUGA
Messenger RNA from Penicillium macrosclerotiorum, 2589 nucleotides. Its product is annotated as putative Sin3 complex subunit (Stb2). The record is from RefSeq and is a predicted model, not a curated record. The coding region runs from base 1 to 2589 and encodes 862 amino acids. Gene Ontology annotation, cellular component: Sin3-type complex. The transcript has a single exon. Lineage: Eukaryota; Fungi; Ascomycota; Eurotiomycetes; Eurotiales; Aspergillaceae.